This is a messenger RNA of Caenorhabditis remanei, 975 nucleotides long. RefSeq lists its product as uncharacterized. The record is from RefSeq and is a predicted model, not a curated record. The transcript is spliced from 2 exons. Lineage: Eukaryota; Metazoa; Nematoda; Chromadorea; Rhabditida; Rhabditidae. Gene Ontology annotation, molecular function: protein binding. The coding region runs from base 1 to 975 and encodes 324 amino acids.
AUGGUAUCUACUUUUUCUCUAUUUCGACUUCCUGAAAAUGCUAUCAUCCACGUGCUCCAAAACAUGGAAAUUAAUCAACUAUUGAUUAUCUCCCUGAUCUCAUCGAAAACCAAACAAAUUGUGACAUCAUUAGGCAUAGAAGCCCGUUAUGUUGGCAUCAACAUUUACCGAUGUAUUUGGGUAACUGUGUCCAUCGAUAAAAACCAUUUGAAUCUGACUUUCUAUAACGAUUCAAAUAAUCUGCAUGAGUUAUCACCCGUAGAUAUAACUCUCCCAGUUUCUGCUCAUUCAGAAGAUCAAGGAAUAAGAAUUCCGUCAUCAACUGCAUUCAACUUCAGCAAUUGGUUGAAUCACAUCAAGACCGUAUUCUGUUGGAUUAAACCACCGAAUGUAUAUUUUUCUCAAGGCUGUGAGCGAUUUGAAGUUCAAUCGUUGAAAAAUGCAAUUGGAAAUGUCGAUGCUCUCUCUGUGUCAAAUCAAUUGACUAAUAUUUUGAGCAGGGAAGUUUUGAAGUAUUUCAAAACUCCCAAAAAGUUAACUAUAGGAAAGAAUCCGUUUGAAGAAACUUGUGAGAUUCAGACGCUUUUCGUUCAAAACUUCAGAACUAUCGCAUUUCAUGAAGUAUACUCAUUGGAUGAUAUGUUAUCCCUCAAUUGUAAGAAAGCACAUUUUACCCAUCUAAUAUCUCAGAAACAAUUCAAUCAAUUUGUGAAACACUGGAUCCGUGGCUCAAACCGAAGGCUACAGUACAUGACUCUAUCAAUCGAUGCAACUGAUUUUGCUAACGGAAAAGUGUAUUUAAAUGGAAUUGAAACCAUGAAAAUGAGAAAAAUAGAGAAAAAAGAAAUCCGUCGAGCACACAGAAUAUUAAUACGUAAAAUGAUUCGGAUAAGACGAAAAGACGGGACACCUGCAGUGAUUGGAACGGUGAAAAGAGAGAAUAUUCUUUAUGUUCAUUUCAUUGUGUUGUACUAA